GCGUUUGUCCCAGUUCUGGGUGUUUGUCCGUUCCUCUUCUCCUCUCCGUGCCGCCGAGGUGCGGCGGGGCGCGGGCUGAGGCAGGCAGUCGGCGCCGGGAGGCACAGCGCGAGCUGGGUCUGGUAAAUCUAGUAACUCCCACGUUGCGUUGUGUCAAUUAAUGGCUUAGAAACGCACGUGGCACAAGUAGGCUAGUUCUGCGCAAAAUAUAAAACCAUGCGGUUGGACGCGCGACACCGCUGAACUCGGCAGGACUCGCGUGCAGUGGGCCGCUCUUGUACUUCUGCUGUGGUGUCCAGCAGCUCCUGGGGAGGUUGAAGGGAAGGCCGCGCGUGGAGGGCCUUGCCUGCUGCACAGCAGGAACCUCUCAUUACAGCAGCAGAAAUGCUGGAUUUGCUUUUUGUGGGGGCAGUUAACGUACAGCAUGCUGUAAUGGCACCUACUAGGGCUGACUUGAGAAAGAGAGCAGGCAGGGGUAAGCUGCUAUCACAGGAACAAUUUAUGUGACCUGUUUGCAGAGGCUGUUUGUUACGAUAGCAGCUUGAAAGCUGGUUUCCUGAGGGGUUCCCUCUUUGUCCUGCAUUUGUUGUUUUUUGAGAAAUAUGUGUAAUCCAUGCAAUCUAAAUGUGUUUGGUGUUUUGUUGUCUUGGUUUUUUUUUUAACAAAGUCAGAAUGAAUUUCCUUUGAUCUUACGCUUUAGCUACCUAUUGCAUGUAGUGAGCUGUCACAGAACUUUCCUUAGAGUCUGUGUUAUGUGACAGUCGUUACACAAAAAGAGUGGUUUGUUUGUUUUAUAACCUGCUGGGGGAAGACCUUGUUUCUCUCAGCAUCUUACUUGUAUCUCUCUGUCUUAAAAACAUACACUCUUUGAUCACUGUAGUGAGGAGACAGCUUUGCACACACAUCAUCUGCCCCAAGGAAUUGUGGUACCUUUUUUUUCCUCCGUGUUUCACCUGUGUGACCUCUCUGCCCGUGAACAAGACAGGUUUUUCGGUGGUUUUGUCUUUAGUUUGACAGUGCCUUAUAUUAACUGGUUACUAGUCAGUCUUGUGAGGAAAUUGGCCAGAGACUUAAGAGAUUUUACUCAGCAAAUGGCAGUACUCUGACCUGGUGCAGAAGAGCCAACUCUAAUUUGUGUUCUACUUUGAGUAAGAAGCUUGAGUUCAGUUCCUGCUCGAUGAUGAAGAUGUCCCAGAUAAUUGUGUACUUACUGCUCCUGCAAGAGUCCAAAGUCAAAAUAGAGUACAGAUGGAUUUUCAGCAUCCUGAGAAGAUUGUUUAUACUAUCAACUUGGAAUCUCGUUAUUUACUAAUACAAGGAGUUCCUGCGUUAGGCGUUAUGAAGGAAUUAGUUGAACAAUUUGCGUUAUAUGGUGCCAUUGAAGAAUAUCAUGCUCUAGAUGAAUAUCCAGCAGAGCAAUUUACUGAAGUUUAUCUGAUAAAAUUCCAAAAACUGCAAUGUGCAAGGGUGGCCAAGAAAAAAAUGGAUGAACGAAGUUUCUUUGGUAGUUUGCUGCAUGUGUGCUACGCUCCAGAAUUUGAAACGGUCCAAGAAACUCGGGAGAAGUUGCAGGAUAGAAGAAAGUAUAUAGCAAAAGCAACAAAUCAAAGAGAUUUCUUUCUGUUAAAGAAAGUAGAGGGACCUAAGAAGACAGUCUCAAAGAACUCUGAGCAUGACUGUCCAUGGAGUACAUCAGGAUCAUGUGCAGCCAGUAACUGGGAUCCAUCCUGCUUUACAAGUUCUCACGGGGUAUCCCACAACACAGGCUAUGCAUCUGGGAAUCAUAAUCAGAGCCUGUUGACAUUUCCCCAGUAUGAGAACAGUUGUGCUGAAACUUCUGGGUACUUUGGUCAAAACGCAUCCCUAACUCUAAGUGUAUGUCCGGGAGGACAUACUCCACCAACUUCCUUAAUGCAAAGAACAGUUCGGAUUGAUAAUGGAGUUGAUCGGUUUAUGCCUCGUACAACUCACCUGCAAGAACGUAAGAGGAAGAGGGAAGAAGGUAACAAGUUUUCCCUCAUUGGAACAGGUGUGGACAGUACUGAAGUUAUUAUUGGUCCACAGCUACCAGAACUACCUAAAGUGGAUAUGGAUGAUGAUUCAUUGAAUACUUCAGCUACAUUAAUUCGAAAUAAACUGAAAGAGGUAGCAGAUUCUGUUUCAAGAACAUCUGUGCAAAAGCCAGAGAGUAGCUCAGCCAAACCACUUGUAAAGCAGAGAAGAAGAAUAUAGAUACUGCUGGCAGCAUCUUCCAACAGUAAUUUUUUAAAAGGAUAGAGUUUAAAAUACUUAUUUUUUUAUGUUAAAAAUAAAACUAUUUUAUACUGUAUUUCCAAGCAAUUCCCUGAUAAAAAUUGUAUCGAUUUGUUUCCUGGAAUGAACAAACCAGUAUAAUAAUAUUGUUGCAAUCUUGUUCUGUGUACCUCGUACUACAACAUAUUUAAUAACUCAUUGAAGAACUGUAUUUAGGUAGAGUAACAGAAGUAAAUUCUAUUUAUUCAGUACCUUUUACAGUAAAGGAAUACUGAAGCUUAGUAAUAGUUUCAAGUUGCUCCUAUACUUUUACUAUACCAUGAAGAACGGUGAAGGAAAAAACCUCUUACAACAGUAUUCCACUUGGAGUUACAGUUUACGAGCUUCCUGGAAAGUCUUCUGUUCAAAUGCCAUACUGCUCUGUUUCAAAAAAAAAAAAAAAAAAAAAAAAAAAAAAAAAAAAAAAAGUUCAUUUUCAAUUAAUAAGGAGUUAAAUUUAAUUGGAAAAGGUGCUAAACUGAAAUGUGUAGGCAGUGACAGUCCUUACACUUAGGCUACCUCUUGCUUUUUAGCUUAGAAAAGGUAAAUUCCAUAGUGUUAAUGAUGUCAUCACUGAGAGACCAGUGAGAACACUCAGAAAUUGUAAGUGAAGGGGAAAUUCAAAUUGUAACUGCUCAGCAGUGGUAAUGUGUGACCAAGGAAUGAUCUGGCAUGGAGGGUGAGAAGGCCCAGCUGCAAAAUGAGUUAGACCGUCUGGAACCAGGAAUGGCAGAGACUUAGAUGACUUGAUGUAAAGGAGUGAAAUUUCCCUUGGUGAUGGAGAAAUAUCUGCAGCACAGUUUUGUAACAGUCCUGGAUCGAGUGCUCAGGGGCCACCUCUGGGCAGCAGAACUGGAGCUGGGGGGAUGAACCCAACACUGGGCUAAGGUGCCCCACGCUGACGCUCACAGGAUUGGUGCUGGUGCAAGCAUAUACAAGGAAUCGGCUUGUGGUGCAUCUUUGCAGACUCCUUGGAGAACCGCAUACGGUGGUAGGAUUCUAUCCAAUAAGUUCAUUACAUUUUAAAAAAAUACACUGAAGUACAAAUGAGUGUUUAAUUUGUGUCAAGGGGUACAAUUAAAGUUCCCGAACAUAACCCCACUGGGCAAUCUAGUAAUUUAUAGGUUUUCUUCAUGUUAAGCUCAUAGCCGAAAUUUAUUUAUGGCUUUUAGGACUUGAAAGUACAUGUAAAUAGAGUUCUCUUUUAACAGUGAAACUAGAGACCUAGUAAAAAGGCAACAGUUGGGCAGGGUACAGAACAGAGCGCACAAAUACUGUAAGCAAGAAACAAGCUGAGUUUCCAACCUCUUGCCAUGAUUAGCCUGAAUUGUGUAUCUGGUUUAUCACCAACACUGACAGAAAGCAAGUAAUUUUUCUAUGCUGAUGAGUGAACAUAAUUCUGUUCAGAAACUUUUUAAAACCUUUCCACUGGUGGAAAAAGCAGAGUACUUACCUGGGUUUUCCCAAACCCUUGAAAGUCUUUUGAGAGCCUGUCAGGGCAAGUCUGGCAUUUUGGAAACAGCUGCUUUCCAGCUGAUGUGAUGUAAUACAGCCUGCAAUCAUGGCUACAAGACCCUUUCUUGUCCUCCAGCCUACCAGGUAGGCGGGCUGGCAGGAAGUGUAGGUUUCCAGCAAAUGAAAACUUGCUGUGUUCUCAGCAGUCUUACACAACUUUUCUGUUUCUAGGAAUCGCUGCAUGUAUUUCAGAAUUUUGUUUUUCGAUCUCUAUGAAGGCACAACUUUCAGUAUUUAAAAAUGACACGCAGUUCAAAUAGAAUAGUGAUUACUAGAUGAGGAAAAAAAAAAUUAUUCUUUAUUAUAGAGCAGAAAUGCUCUCCACAGUUGAACUUAACACUGAGGAAAUGAGCAUGUUCUAAAUUGCCAUCUUCCAAAAAAAAAAAAAAAAAAUUCUGAAUUGAAUCAGAUGUAUUGCUAAUAAAUAAAGCCCAGUUAGAUGUAAUUAAAAAACACCAGUGCCACACUCUGAAAUGAAGAACACUCUCAAGGUAUUUUUUUCAGAAAACUAGCAGCCUCUCCCAAAAGGGGCUGUAAGUGAGGUGAUGGCAGUGUUGCCAGUGGCACUGAAGAAAGAAAAAUAGAAGUUGUAUUCCUGGAGAGCUUUCGGAUAAACAAUUCAACAAAACGGUCUCAUUUUCUUAGUCUGAGAGGGUGCUCAUUGAGGAUGAUUCAUUAUAUUGCUGACCCAGGACAGACAAACAUUGAGUAACGGUGUGGUCUGGUUUUCUGGUACCAGCAUUUAACUGUAUAAGGAAACAUCGGUGCUGUGAAAGGUAGAUAGGAACUUGGCAUAUGCAUAUCUCACAACUGAAGCAUUUAUCAGUUGACUUCAGCAGGCCCCAGGUAAUGACAGUCAAUACCAUAAUAUGUUCAUCUCCUCACCAAUACUAUAGCAAGUACUGCACAUUUUUUUUUAAACGCAAGGUUGAUAUACCUUUAUGUCUGGCAAACACGGUCCAAAGGCUUCUAACAGAAGAUUUUCAUCUCUGACUGCUUUUUCAAAGUCCAUAAAAGAAAGCUUGCCAUCAUGAUCAUAGUCCUAUAAAAGGAAGGGAACUCUUCAGCAAAGGAUGAUGACUUGUAGUAAUUGUAUUUUUGUUUAACAGGUGUUUUAUUGACAUGGAUCCUAUUUUUAGUUUGAUUGUAUGCAAAAAUCCUUUUAUUUGGGCCAUCAGUCCCUGCUCAGACAAGAUCUGUAUGAUUUGCCUCUACCUAAGGCAUAAAAGGUGGAGCAAGCUCAACUAUCUAUCUCAUACAGCUUUGCUAACAGAAUUCCAGAAAAGGCAAAACUAACAUGGGAAGAGGCUGAGCUGAGAAUUGCAUGGACAAAUCUCAAGCACCAUUGCACUGCGAUAAAUUAAAAGCAGGAGACUUCAAAGUAGGAGAAAAUGUUAGAAUAUAUUCUGUAUAUGUAUUUACAUCAUGAGAGUACCUACAUCCUAUUCAUGAGGCUGGAAAUACUUCACCCUACUGGUUUCUAUAGUAGGCAUACUUCUGCCCUGUCUUUUUCACAUACAGCACUCGGAAGCAUAUGGUGGAACAUGCUGAUGCUAGCCCACUUCUCUCAUACUGCAGAAUCUCAGCAUAGCAGAAUAUUCCUCUGGGGGUGGAAAAAGCAUCCUUGUGUUUUUAGUAUUUCUGCAAUUUGAAAACCUCCUGCUUCUACUGACAUGGCAGCUUACAACGCCAACAAAUGCUACGGUGAGCAUACGAAGUACUUCUUUAAACCAUAUAAAAUAAAGGCUUUAAGUGAAGAUUGCUGGGUGGAUGUGACUAGUGUUCAAGGCACAGGGCCAAAGCAAAAUUUUUGAAGAACAAACCAUGGAACCAUUGUAGCUGGUGGACAUGCAGGGAACACAGGUUCUAAUGGCCAGAAAAGCAGAGGAAAGGAGCUAUGUAGGCAGAGGUUCCUGAACAAGAAAACCUGCCACUGGAUGCUUAAGAGAAACAGAAGUAGCUGGGUAGCCUCUGCCUUUUACAUUCCUCAGCACAACGGAGAGCAGGGCACGAGCAUGUUCAUUAUGAAUACUUUUAAGUAUGAAAACGAUAUGGGACUGGACGUAUGCUUGGUCACAAUGCCAUGGUACCUACAGGCAAUUGCUCAAAGAGUAAUUUUUUCUUCUUUGAGUGUUGGACUCCACAAAUGCAUUUUUGGAUAUCUAACAGUUGUUUAGUUAUUUGAGAUGGGCAGCAAUAUCCUACUCAGACAACUGCUCAGCAGCCAAAUGAGAUCUGGACAUUCUUCAAACACGUACCAGAGCUUUACUAAGUUCUCGUGGAAAAGCUGAAACAGGAUUAUGUACAUGAUUACUUUAUAAUAUGUUCUUAUAUAUAUGAAGAUUCAUUAUGUCUAGAGCAUAGUGCUUGUGCUUGGACUAGCAUAGCCCACUUAUCAACUGCCCAGAACAUGAAGGUGUUCAUUUUGGAUGCAACCUGCAGGAAAGCUGUGCAGGUAGGUGCUCUGAAGAUGAACAAAUUACUAAGUCAUAGCUUGCUUUCUGUGUGAGGCUAGAUUCAGCAUUGUCAAGAACUAAGGGUAAGAUGGGCUUUUCAGCUGAAGGUGUGCAAAAGAGGUGGGUUUGAAAAAUAGAAAAGUCGGAGUUAAAUAAAAGGAGUUGAGAUUCAAGACCUGGUUUUAAGUGAGAUUUUUUUUGACCACCACCAGAGGAGGGGAGGUUGUAUUUCUUGAUUUGACGAAAAUGUUGAAACAUAGUCCCUGGCUGAUCUGGAUACCCUAGAUUAAUCACAGUAAGACAAGUUUUACCUUAAUAACCUUGAGGUUACUAUUCUAAUAGAAUAUAUAAAUUGGAUAAAGACAUUUCAUGAUCAAGUGAUAAAACACAAAUGUACUUAAUAAAGCUACUGCAGAUGCCCAACACUGGAAUAAAUGCAGCUUACGCUUUUGAA
Molecule: messenger RNA, 6717 nt
Organism: Aquila chrysaetos chrysaetos
Lineage: Eukaryota; Metazoa; Chordata; Aves; Accipitriformes; Accipitridae
Gene: RBM48
Product: RNA binding motif protein 48
Exons: 5
Coding region: 1249-2232 (327 amino acids)
Cellular component (GO): nucleoplasm
Molecular function (GO): nucleic acid binding
Source: RefSeq, a predicted model, not a curated record